GAAUAUUUUAAAUGGACAAACAUAACCUUCGUAAUAUUGUUUGGUUUGUGUGACAGAAAUUAUAGCUACUUGUUAGAAAUUAAAACACUGAAAACAUCAAUCGGCUUCUGAUCACAUUCGUCAUAAUUACGUGCACAGAUGUUUAGCAAACUCGGGAAUGCGUAGAAAAUAAAGUAUACAAGUAUAUUAAUACAAUACUCUUCAUAUCAAAAUGACUGAACCAGAAGCCACAACUGAUGCUUCAAAGAAAAUUGGAGCAAUUAGUAAAGAAGCUGUUCAUCAAAUAUGUUCUGGACAGGUUGUACUGGACCUUGCAACUGCUGUAAAAGAAUUGGUUGAAAAUAGUUUAGACAGCGGUGCGACGACUGUUGAAGUUAAACUUUCCGAUUAUGGAAAAUCUUGCAUUACUGUCAGUGAUAAUGGAUGUGGGGUUCUGGAACGUGAUUUUGAAGGAUUGGGUCUCAAGCACCACACGUCAAAAUUAAGAGACUUUGCCGAUCUAAUAAGCGUCGAAACUUUUGGAUUUCGAGGCGAAGCUCUAAGUUCAUUAUGUGCUCUCGGCGAUGUCAGUAUAAUUACAAAACAUGCAACCUCAGAACACGCUUUUACACUUACUUUUGACAAAAACGGAAAAUUAACGAAAAAGGAAGAAUGUGCCAGAGCAGGAGGUACGACCGUCCACGUUAAAAAUAUUUUUAAAACCCUUCCAGUGAGGGCAAAAGAAUUUCAAAGAAACAUAAAAAAAGAAUUUGCACGAACGAUUCAGAUUUUGUACAGUUACUGCUUGGUAUCCGUCGGCGUGAAAAUAAAAUGCACAAAUUCCGUUGGAAACAAGUCUCCUAAUAUUCUAGUGUCCACAAGUGGCACAAAAAAUGUCCUCGAAAACGUGAGUUCAGUAUUCGGAAAAAAAUCCUUAGACGGAAUUGUAGAGAUCGAGAUGGAACUCCCGAAUUCUGAAAUUCUAGAAGAAUAUAAAUUACUGGAAAAUAUUCCAGUCGACUUUUCCUGGGAAUGUUAUGUGAGUAGUUGCGGUCACACUCUCGGUCGUUCUUCUCCAGACAGACAAUUUUUUUAUGUAAAUGGACGACCCUGUGAUCUUUUGAAAAUCAGUAAACUUAUCAACCAUUCUUACCACAAAUAUAACAACAGACAAUAUCCUUUUGUGUUUCUGAAUUUAAAACUGAACCAAGAAUGCGCUGAUGUUAAUGUUACUCCAGACAAAAGGAAAAUUUUCUUCACUCAGGAACAAUUAAUUCUAGCAACGGUUAAAUCGAACAUACAGAGAAAGUGGGAAAAUUCACAAGGAAAAUUCCCGGUGACAACUCUGAUGGAACUUAAUUUUACGAGAGAGGAGAGAAACAAAAGGGGAAUCUCUCCUGUUGAUGAAUCUUAUCCUCCGUCGAAACGACAGCAGUUUUUGGAUUUGAAAUCAAAAGGAGAAAAUAAAACUGCGGAAAAAGAAAAAGAGAAGAGAGAUUUUUUGAAAAGAGAAUUUGUAAAUAAUUUUUUGGUGAAGAAAGAAAAGGAAUUAGGAAAGAUGGAAGAAGUAAAAGAAACGGAAGAAAUGAAAACAGAAGAAAUAAAAGAAGUAAAGGAAAAGAAAGUAGAACUUCAAGAAUUAGAUACGUUUAGAGAGGUAUUGCCAGAUAUGGAGAUGGAAACUAGUUUAGAAAGAAUAAAAUUGAAGUUGGAAAGUCUGAAGGAACAAUCGGAUGAAAAUAGACCGAAAAGAAUGAAGUAUAAAGUGCAACUGUCCCAAAAAAACACAGAGGCUGAAAAGGAACUACAAAGAGAAUUGUCGAAAGAUUCUUUUAAAAAGAUGCAGAUUAUAGGGCAAUUUAAUUUAGGAUUUAUAGUCGCGAGACUCGAUACUGACUUGUUUAUCGUCGAUCAACACGCGAGUGACGAGAAAUUUCGAUUUGAAAAAUUAAGCAACGAAACUAAAUUGAAAACCCAAAAACUAAUUGUUCCAAAGCCUCUUAGUCUCGCAACUUUGAACGAAACUAUAUUGAUUGAACAUAAGGAAAUUUUUGAAGACAAUGGAUUCAGCUUUACAAUUAAUCCCGAAGGAGAACAAGGUCAUCGAGUGAAACUAAUCGGAAUGCCCGUGAGUGGAGGAUGGCAGUUUGGCCAAGAGGACAUAGAAGAGCUAAUUUUCUUAAUCAGAGAAGGAGGAGCCGACGGAAGUGGCGUGGUUUCUCAAAUACCCCGACCCAGCAGAGUAAAACAAAUGCUCGCUUCAAGGGCCUGUCGAAGCGCAAUUAUGAUUGGCAAAACUCUCAACGUAACAGACAUGCGUCGCAUUUUGACUCAAAUGUCCACGAUGCAAAAUCCCUGGAACUGUCCACAUGGAAGACCUACCAUAAGGCAUUUAUUUUCUCUCUGCUUCCUGCAGCGAUGAAUCGAUCAUUUCCUAAUUUAGGACUUUCAGAAACUACUAAAUACAGGGGAGUGUCUACCCUACCUAGAAAAUCUCGAAAAACCCUGGAAUUGUCAGGGAAUUUUUGUUUCGGCCUGGGAAUUUUUUCGAUAGUGUGCUUAAUUUUUGUUUUAAUUGCAUGCAAUAUAAAAUUAAAUAAUGAUUCGUUUUUCUUGGGUUUGUAAUUAAUUGUUUAACUGAAAAUUUAACUAUUCUAUUUU
Messenger RNA from Belonocnema kinseyi, 2640 nucleotides. It is a transcript of the gene Pms2, whose product is annotated as mismatch repair endonuclease PMS2. The record is from RefSeq and is a predicted model, not a curated record. Gene Ontology annotation, cellular component: MutLalpha complex. The coding region runs from base 212 to 2401 and encodes 729 amino acids. The transcript is spliced from 6 exons. Gene Ontology annotation, molecular function: ATP binding; mismatched DNA binding; ATP-dependent DNA damage sensor activity. Gene Ontology annotation, biological process: mismatch repair. NCBI's taxonomy places the organism in Eukaryota, Metazoa, Arthropoda, Insecta, Hymenoptera, Cynipidae.